AUGUUGAUGCCUUUCAAUAAUGAUGAAUUUUUCCAGGUCCGAAUUCCGGUGCUCAUGAUCUCUUACCAAUGUAUGAUAGCAAUUAACAUUACAUAUCCAGCUAGUCAAGGGUACAUCGUACAGAUCAAAGUAUCACCGGGUUACUACGAUUUGUUCCGAUACCUUAUUCCAUUUGUAGUCGUCGUAGGAUUCUGCUUCAUUGUACUGCUUAUCAGUUUGGCGAUACGAUUGUGUCGUGAGCGUCGACGCGUCGCUCGAAAACGUCUCUCGAAAAGGAAUCUUCGAAAGAUUCCAACGAAGAAAUUCCGGAAAGGAGACGAACCAGAAACGUGUGCUAUUUGCCUAGACGACUUCAUCGAGGGUGAAAAAUUGCGUGUUUUGCCAUGUCGACAUACAAACCUACAUUUUCUCGAAGGCACAUCAGUUACUCAUACCUAUGCUCGAAACGACGAAGAAAAAAGCGACCGAAAAAAACUCGAUUGCAAGGGAGAAGACGAAAGUAAACUAAACCUAUAA
Cooperia oncophora is the source of this 516-nucleotide messenger RNA. Lineage: Eukaryota; Metazoa; Nematoda; Chromadorea; Rhabditida; Trichostrongylidae. The record is from the annotation of a GenBank genome assembly.